AUGGAAGGCAGCGCGGCACCAAACCGGCCCCCUCAACCUGCGCCGCAACAACAAGCCUCCCUGAUCCGCCCCGAACAGGUCCAACGGUUACCGCAACUCAAUCCCGCCCAAAAACAGCAAUACGAGCAAGGCGUCAAAAGAUUCUGGGAAGUUCUGAAUACCACACCUCAGGGAGAUCCUAAAUACAAUGAAGCCUACCAAGGCCUGGUGCGGACGUCAAGCCAGUUGAUGGCCGGCAUGAAACAGUGGCAGCAAAGUACAAAACAAAGAUUGGCCGCUCAGCAGCAGCAGCAACAACAACAACAACAAGCACAGGCGCAAGCACAAGCACAAGCACAAGCACAAGCGCAACAACAGCAGCAAGCACAACAGCAACAACAGGCACAGCAGCAGCAACAAGCGCAGGCGCAGGCGCAGCAACAGGCACAGGCAUUAGCGCAGGCACAGACACAAAAGCCGACCCAGCCUGCAGCGGGCCAGACCGGUAGCAGUGUGCAAUUCAGCCAGCUCUUGCCCGAAAUUCAGCGGAAAGUGAACGAACAGCACUUUUACUACCCGCCAGCCAUGACCAAAGGGACAGAACCAGCUGAAGUGUGGCUCCGUGAGGCAAAGGCAAGACUGGGACAGGCACUCCAAAGACUCCAGGUCGCAAAACAGAAAAAAGCCGAGUUUCAACGACAAGCCCAGCAGCGACAGCAAGCUGGCAAUCCUUUGACGGCAGCGGAGACUGAGGUAUUCAACAACAAGGUUGCACAGUGCGACCGAGCGGUGAAUGAGAGUACCCAAUUUAUGAAGAAGUUCAACGAGCAGCAGGAACAGUUCCGCAUCGCUCAGCCUCAGCAUCAGUACACCAAGCAAGCCGCACCAGCCGGAGACGGCGCAGAUCCCGCUUCUGUCACUCCGCUGCAACCUGGAGUACAAGGCCCAACAGCUCACUCGAUCAGCAGUGCUGUGUCUGCUGCACGGAAUCAAGCAAGUGCAGCCCAAGCCGGCACUGCUCCUGGUGCGACACCUCAAGCCGGUCAGAGCGCAACCGCAACCACGCAGCAGACACCCGUCAGCGCGUCCCAGCCGCAUUUCCCAUCUGUUCAGCCAGAAGCCGCGGCAGGGCCUCGUCCAGUAUCACAUCAAGGUCAAACUAUACCGCCUCAAGCCGCACCACAUAGUGCUCAGCCAGGCGUUCACCCGCAUCCUCUUAACACCAGUAUCAACGGCGCGAAAGCGGCCACUCCAGUCAUUACCAAAAAUUUGCAGGUUGCCGAGCCAAAACCUGUAGUCAUGCCACCUUCCAGACCGACCCUGACCGGUGGUGCCGGUGUGGGACUACCGGGCCAGCUUGCACAGCCGGCGAUCACUGCACUGCCGGGAUAUGUUUUAGAGUCGAGCGAGGAUGGAAGGGUUCUUUCGAAGAAGAAGUUGAACGAAUUGGUCCGGGAGGUAUGCGGCCCAGGACCGGAGGAGCAGCUUGACCCGGAAGCCGAAGAGGCAAGUUUUUCGUCCCGUUUAGGCCGAAUCUUCCUCGCCAUCGCAGAUGACUUUGUGGACGAGCUGGUUUCAACCGCUUGUAAGCUGGCGAAGUUACGUGGUUCUUCGAGCCUGGAAUUACGUGAUCUCCAAAUCGUCCUGGAGCGUCAGUACAAUAUUCGCGUUCCCGGUAUCUCGACCGAUGAGAUUCGAACUGUGCGACGACCUCAACCUGCGCCGGGCUGGGCUCACAAGAUGAGUGCCGUCCAAGCUGCCAAGUUGACAGGCGGAGGAGGUGCAGCGGGCGCGACUGGGGCCAGUGGAAAGGAUAACUAG
This is a messenger RNA of Capronia coronata CBS 617.96, 1800 nucleotides long. Its product is annotated as transcription initiation factor TFIID subunit 12. NCBI's taxonomy places the organism in Eukaryota, Fungi, Ascomycota, Eurotiomycetes, Chaetothyriales, Herpotrichiellaceae. Gene Ontology annotation, biological process: RNA polymerase II preinitiation complex assembly; DNA-templated transcription initiation. Gene Ontology annotation, cellular component: transcription factor TFIID complex; SLIK (SAGA-like) complex; SAGA complex. The coding region runs from base 1 to 1800 and encodes 599 amino acids. The transcript is spliced from 2 exons. The record is from RefSeq and is a predicted model, not a curated record. Gene Ontology annotation, molecular function: protein heterodimerization activity; TBP-class protein binding; DNA binding.